UGAGUCACUUCCCCUACUGGGCAAGCGCUCCCCUGGCCUUCCCUCAACUACGGAGGAUAUCCCUGGAUCAGGAGGGACCAGGAGAGGAAGGAAAAAAAAGUCAAAACAAAACAGAAACUGGCCCGAGAUACUGAAAGGACACACUUGACCACAGCUGAGCUCUGCAUUCUUGACCGCAUCCACGCGAUCUUUCAUCUCUGGAACAUUCCCUCGCCAUUUCCCGACAGAUGGACCUGGGCCCUGGCACUAGAGGUGACCUUGGGUAGCCAUACAGCCGCUUCCAGAUCGUUUCUUCGCCUGUGAACAGAUCUGGCACGCUGCUCCGUUCUCACCGUUCUCCAGCCUUCCGAGCCAUUCGCGCGGCCGGGCCGGGCGGUCGGGACUGAACUCUUGAGUGGUCGGCUUUGCGGGAUCCUCGCCGGCUCUCCCUGCCUGUAGGUGAGGACUGAAGCUCCGGGGGGACUCCGGACGACAGCUACUAAGGGAUUGGUAGAGUGACUCACCGGUGACUGGGGUGGUCGCUCACACCCUGGCAGCCUUCCCUGGACGUGGACCUGCAGUCUCUUGACAGUCCUGCCACAGUGAGAGGAUGGCGGCUACAGGAACUGAAGCCAAGGACCUCGAAAACCAUCACAAUGACUGCUUCAUUCAACUUUCAAAUCCAAACAUCGCAACAAUGAAGGAAGACGUUCUGUACCAUUUCAACCUCAGCACGAGCACACAUGAUUUCCCUGCUAUGUUUGGAGAUGUGAAGUUCGUGUGUGUUGGUGGAAGCCCUUCCCGGAUGAGUGCCUUCAUCAGGUAUGUGGCUGCCGAGCUGGGCCUUGACCAUCCAGGGAAAGAGUACCCCAACAUCUGUGUAGGCACUGACCGCUACGCCAUGUAUAAAGUCGGACCUGUGCUGUCUGUGAGCCAUGGCAUGGGCAUUCCUUCCAUCGGGAUCAUGUUGCAUGAGCUCAUCAAGUUGCUGUACCACGCCAGAUGCUCCAACGUCACCAUCAUCCGCAUCGGCACUUCAGGCGGGAUAGGUCUGGAGCCUGGCUCUGUAGUCAUCACGCAGCAGGCAGUGGAUGAGUGCUUCAAGCCGGAGUUUGAGCAGAUUGUCCUGGGGAAGCGGGUGGUCCGCAGCACCAGCCUGGAUGCACGGCUGGUGCAGGAACUGCUGCAGUGCUCCUCGGACCUGAAUGAGUUCCCCACGGUUGUGGGCAACACCAUGUGCACCCUGGACUUCUAUGAGGGGCAAGGCCGUCUGGAUGGUGCCCUCUGCUCCUACACAGAGAAGGACAAGCAGGUCUAUCUGCAGGCAGCCCAUGCCGCGGGAGUCCGAAACAUCGAGAUGGAGUCUUCGUUGUUUGCCACCAUGUGCAGUGCCUGUGGCCUGAGAGCGGCUGUGGUGUGUGUGACCCUUCUGGACCGACUGCGAGGGGACCAGAUCAACACCCCCCAUGAUGUGCUGGUGGAAUACCAGCAGAGACCUCAGCGACUGGUGAGCCACUUCAUCAAGAAGAGCCUGGGGAGGAUCUGAGGCUCUUGUCCUUGACACUCAGAACAAGCCUCUGCAACUACUGGCCAAUAAAUCUAUUUUUCAUAUCCCA
This is a messenger RNA of Peromyscus maniculatus bairdii (prairie deer mouse), 1595 nucleotides long. It is a transcript of the gene Upp1, whose product is annotated as uridine phosphorylase 1. The record is from RefSeq and is a predicted model, not a curated record. Gene Ontology annotation, biological process: uridine catabolic process; nucleotide catabolic process. Gene Ontology annotation, cellular component: cytosol; cytoplasm. Gene Ontology annotation, molecular function: uridine phosphorylase activity. NCBI's taxonomy places the organism in Eukaryota, Metazoa, Chordata, Mammalia, Rodentia, Cricetidae.